GAGCAGCAUCCAUGGGUUACAGCAUCCUGCUGCCAGCUCUGGCAGGCACAGGAAAACACAGCCUCCCUCACCCUGCUGCUGCCCCUGGAUCUGUCCCACUUGGGAUGUUUCCAGGACAGAAACUGGAUCAGGACUCCGGGCUGGGAUUGGUCCCUGAGGAUGUGAUGAAUGUGAAGGGCAGCGCUGCUUUAUGGAGCAGGCUGGCAGGGCGUGAAGCCAUGUUCCUUUUUUCCUUAAAAUCUCUGUAGAAGUCCAGGGAAAGUAUCCAGCAAGGUGGCUGUGGGAUGCUGAGGAAUGUGGGGAGCGCCCAGGGCAGGCUUGGAGGAGCAGAGGGAGCCACUGGAGUGGGAAUGUAGGGAUCACAGAAUCCCAGAAUUGAUAGGGUUGGAAGUGACUUUGGAGACAGCUAAUUCAACCCCAUGGACCUGGAGCAGCAGGAGCCUCUGGAGUGGGAAUCAUCCAGAGGAGCAGUGGGACCUGCUGGGCUCUGAGGGAGGGCUCUGGAGGACACAGCUGCACAGCCUUGGCACAGGGAAUGCUGUCCCUGCUGCUGGACACUGCCCUGGGCAGGAGGAUGAGCUGUGACCCCGAGCCAGGGAGCAUCACACGCUCUCAGCCACGUGGGCUGGCAGCUGUGGGGCCAGGGGACCACAUGGAAAUAGCUUCUCUUCCCUGGGGAAGCUGCCUUGUUGCUUCCCAGAAGAAGUGGAUGUUGUAAUAACCUCAGCUCCUCACACCAUUUCUUUGUACCCUGACAUUAUCCUGCUUCCACGCAUGCAGGGAUUUUUCCUGGUCCACCUGUGGUUUUGUAAACUUUGCAGGAGAGCUGGAGGGAGGAUUUUGUCCCGUGUUAUCCCGGGUCAUCUUGGGUUAGUUGCAUCAUCCUUCUCACUCUGGUGGCAUGGAAUCACAUUUGGGAAGAAAGAAUUGGGAAAUAGGAGGUGAUGCGCUACCAGGUGCUGCUGGCCCUGAUGCUGUCCAGCCAGACCAAGGACCAGGUGACGAGCGCUGCCAUGCUGCGCCUGCGCCGGCGCGGCCUCACCGUGGACAGCGUGCUGCAGAUGGAUGAGGAGAGCCUGGGCCACAUCAUCUACCCCGUGGGCUUCUGGAGGAACAAGGUGAAGUACAUCAAGCAGACCACGGCCAUCCUGAAGCAGAAGUACGGGGGGGACAUCCCGAGCACUGUGGAGGAGCUGGUGCAGCUGCCAGGAGUUGGGCCCAAAAUGGCCCAUCUGGCCAUGCACAUCGCCUGGGACAGCGUGGCUGGCAUAGCUGUGGACACCCACGUGCACAGGAUCUCCAACAGGCUCCAGUGGGUGCAGAAGGAGACCAAGAAGCCCGAGGAGACUCGGGUGGCACUGGAGGAGUGGCUGCCCAGGGACCUCUGGAAGGAGAUAAACUGGCUCCUGGUGGGCUUUGGGCAGCAGACCUGCCUGCCUGUGAACCCUCGCUGCAGCCAGUGCCUCAACCAAGACAUCUGCCCGGCUGCCAAGAGACUCUGAGGGAUCCUGCAGCCUUGGGAGAGCCACACAGCUGCUUGGGCUGAGCCCUGCUGCAGCUGGGCCUGGCACAGGGCUGGCAGGUGACUGCAGGGCACAGGAGCCUGCUGCAGCAGCUCAGGGAGCAGCCCCUGGCACUGGCUCAGCUCUGCAGAGGAAAAAGGGGCUUUGAGAGGCAGCAAUCCUGCUGGGACAGAGCUGAAGACUCCAGCCUGGGUGAAUGGCUGGGCACGGCCCAGCUGUGCCACGCUGAGUCACUGCAGAGAAAAGCUUUGUCCUCAGGGGGCAGCUGCUGCUUGUAAAUACUUGUUUAAUAAAGGUGGUGAGGGCUUUUUGCACCCACGA
Molecule: messenger RNA, 1844 nt
Organism: Passer domesticus (house sparrow)
Lineage: Eukaryota; Metazoa; Chordata; Aves; Passeriformes; Passeridae
Gene: NTHL1
Product: nth like DNA glycosylase 1
Exons: 5
Coding region: 945-1502 (185 amino acids)
Biological process (GO): nucleotide-excision repair; base-excision repair, AP site formation; base-excision repair
Cellular component (GO): nucleus
Molecular function (GO): DNA binding; 4 iron, 4 sulfur cluster binding; DNA-(apurinic or apyrimidinic site) endonuclease activity
Source: RefSeq, a predicted model, not a curated record